AUGGUCAAGAGCAUGGCUCGACCGGAUAAAGCGGCUACGGCGCCGCUCUCCACUAACGCCGCCGCUAGUGACCCGAGAGGGGGGCCAGCGGCGGCCCAGGCCCCCUCGCGGGUGGACGGCGACUACGGCGCGGACCAGAUCACGGUGCUGGAGGGCCUGGAGCCCGUGCGCAAGAGACCCGGCAUGUACAUCGGCUCCACGGGGCCCAAGGGGCUUCACCACCUGGUGUUCGAGGUGGUGGACAACGCCAUCGACGAGGCCUUGGCGGGGUACUGCGACACGGUGUACGUUACCCUGGAGGAAGACGGCAGCUGUACGGUCAGGGAUAACGGCCGCGGCAUUCCGUGCGACAUCCACCCGCGCACGAAGAAGAGCGCCCUCGAGACCGUCUUGACCGUGCUCCAUGCCGGCGGGAAGUUCGGCGGGGACGAGAGCGGUUACAAGGUGUCCGGGGGUCUGCACGGCGUCGGCGUUUCGGUGGUGAAUGCCCUAAGCCAGUGGGCGGAGGUAGAAGUAGUGCGGGGGGGAAAGCGGCACUCACUUUCGUUCGAGAGGGGGAAAACUCAGGGCGACCUGUUCACGGCGGACGCGGGGGCGGAGGAGGCCGGGGGCACCGCAGUUCGGUUCCUGCCGGACCCGGAGAUUUUCAAGACGACGACGGAGUUCGAGUUUGAGCGGCUUUCCGGUCGGAUGGACGAGCUGGCCUACCUCAACGCGGGUGUCAGUAUCGUCAUGGCAGACGCGAGGAGCGGCGUCGAUGAGGACGGCAAUUUCAAGAAGACCGAGACGUACUUGCACAAGGGGGGCGUGCAGGAAUUCGUAGAGCUCAUGUGCAAGGAGAAACAGCACCUUCACCCGGACAUGAAGGUUAUCCGUGCCCUGGGAGAGCGCGAUGGGGUGCAGGUGGAGGCGUGCCUGUCAUGGAGCAGCGACAUGUACACGGACUCCCUCGUGUCCUUCGCCAACGGCAUCAGGACCGGUGACGGCGGCACACACCUGGAGGGCCUCAAGUCCAUCGUCACCAGGACGGUGAACAGCAUGGGCAGAAAGAGCGGCAAGCUGAAGGACUCACAAAGCAACCUCGGCGGGGACUUCGUCCGAGAGGGCCUGACGGCGGUGGUUAGCGUCAAGGUGCCGGAGCCGGAGUUCGAAGGGCAGACGAAGAACAGGCUGGGCAACCCGGAAGUCAGGGGCAUCGUCGAUUCAAUCGUCGGCGAGGAGCUGGUCAAGUUGUUCGAGUGGCACCCCAAGAUCCUUGGUGCGAUUUUGGAUAAGGCCUCGUCGGCGCAGGCUGCAGCCGCCGCUGCGAAGGCGGCGAGAGAUAUGGUCCGACGCAAGUCUUUGCUAACGAGCACCGUGCUGCCGGGGAAGCUCGCAGACUGUGCCUCGCGAGAUCCUGUGGAGAGCGAGAUUUAUAUCGUGGAGGGGGACUCCGCGGCGGGCAGCGCUAAGCAGGGACGGGAUCGCCGGACGCAGGCGAUCCUUCCUCUUCGUGGCAAGAUUCUCAACAUCGAGAAGUGCGCCUCGGAGAGGAUCUACCAGAACAACGAGCUGCAGGCUCUUAUUUCGGCCUUGGGGCUAGGAAUCAAGGGCAAUGAGUUCGAUGCUUCCAGCCUCAGGUACCACCGCAUCGUGGUUAUGACAGACGCGGACGUCGACGGCUCUCACAUCAGGAUCCUGCUGCUGACGUUCUUCUUCCGAUAUCAGAGAUCGCUGAUCGAGAACGGGUUCGUGUUCAUCGCGUGCCCACCUCUGUACAAGAUCAAGCAGGGAAAGACGGAAAAAUACGUCUACACGCAGGAGGAGUGUGACAGCGCCGUUAGCGAGCUGCCGGCCUCUCCAGCGGUCCAGCUCCAGCGUUUCAAGGGCCUGGGAGAGAUGAUGCCGCAGCAGCUGUGGGACACCACCAUGGACCCCGCCAGGCGGACUCUGAAGCUAGUGACGGUGGAGGACGCGGCCGCGGCAGACCGGAUUUUCUCUGUCCUGAUGGGAGAUAACGUGGGCCCAAGGAAGGAGUUCAUCAACGAGCACGCCAACAACCUCAAGCUCGAUGACCUUGACUUCUAG
Messenger RNA from Ectocarpus siliculosus, 2067 nucleotides. The record is from the annotation of a GenBank genome assembly. Lineage: Eukaryota; Phaeophyceae; Ectocarpales; Ectocarpaceae.